GGGCAGGAACAUCUCUUUAUUCAUCAACCAUUACUAGUGGGGCACUUGUUGUUGGCGCGCUCACGUCAAUGGGAUUAGUCGAAAAAUUUGGCAGAAGAACUUUUUUUAUUGAAGCUAGUAUUGAAAUGUUCAGCUACAUGGUGGCUUUGGCAGUAACUCUGGCCCUGAAGUUCGGACAAGAAGAAACUCUCUCGAAAGCAAUCAGCGUGUUCCUAGUCGUUAUCAUUUGCUUGUUUUGCUUUGCUUAUGGAAGUUCUUGGGGUCCUCUAGGGUGGUUAGUUCCAAGCGAGCUCUUUCCAUUGGAGACAAGGUCAGCUGGACAAAGUAUUGUGGUCUGUGUCAACAUGAUCUUCACAGCAUUGAUAGCACAAUGCUUUCUCGAGUCUCUCUGCCAUCUUCGUUAUGGGAUUUUCUUGUUAUUUGCUGCCUUGGUUGCCUUCAUGGGCAGCUUCAUCUUCUUUCUCCUGCCAGAAACAAAGCAAGUCCCAAUAGAGGAGGUAUACCUUCUCUUUCGAAACCAUUGAUACUGGAAGAAAAUAGUAGGAGAUGGCACCAAUGAUGAUGAAUUGGAUGGAAAGAAGGGACAAGCAACUUAGAAUACAUCUCCAAAAUCGGGGAAAACAUCUCCUUUUCAAGUUCAGUGUUUAAUUUUUUCCCUCUAGACUACAAUUCUGUAGAUAAUCUCGUCUCUGGUUAGGCAUUUCUAUGGAUAAAUAUACAUUAAAUCCUAAUAAUAUUUUUUAGCCAAGCA
This is a messenger RNA of Populus nigra (black poplar), 751 nucleotides long. RefSeq names its product sugar transport protein 14-like. Lineage: Eukaryota; Viridiplantae; Streptophyta; Magnoliopsida; Malpighiales; Salicaceae. Gene Ontology annotation, molecular function: carbohydrate transmembrane transporter activity. The record is from RefSeq and is a predicted model, not a curated record. Bases 69 to 524 code for a protein of 151 amino acids. Gene Ontology annotation, biological process: transmembrane transport. Gene Ontology annotation, cellular component: membrane. The transcript has 2 exons.